AAAUCGUCGCCCACACCCUUGUGGGAUAUUCAGUUCAAUGAAGGACUUACACUUUGAGACGAGCUAAAACAUGCUCACAUCUAUUGCCUAUUGGUAUUUACCAGUGGUAUUACUUACAACAACAAGCGCGUUAACUGUGCAAACAACACCAAAAAAGCUGAAAAAUGGUUGCAACUCAAUCCGGGAAAACUGGCCCGCAUCUCGGAAACUGAUUCCACGGGAGAACCAAGAUGCCUUUGGUGAUGCCCCGUUUUUUCGGCUAACCACAUCAUCUGACAUAAGCGUAGUGGAGCCCGACUCAAAUCACAUCCUUCAUCUUGUUCCCACGGGACCCUCUAAGAAUAUUAGUCACUUCAUGAUUUGGACCGAAACUCACGACGACAAUUGUGAUUCAGCCUUAAGUGGUCUUUCAGAAAUCUGUAGCCGUCCAAUGGAGAAAUGCAAUAAUAUCUUAGUGAAUCAAUCCUCAGAAGAUGGAAGAUUAAUGGGUGAUAUUUCAUUUGAAUGGCAAGCAGGCUCGUGUGGGUACCAUGAUAUCAAAGUCCAAGUUAUUGAUGCCGACCAAAGUAUUUACUCGCCGGAGAAUGAUCCUUUCGAAACUCUUAAAAUUUCUUGCUACGUGGAUGUUGAUGGUGGAACGUCUCUCAUAUGAAAUACACUAUUAUCAUUAUUAUUGA
Tigriopus californicus is the source of this 677-nucleotide messenger RNA. RefSeq lists its product as uncharacterized. Bases 71 to 652 code for a protein of 193 amino acids. The transcript is spliced from 4 exons. Lineage: Eukaryota; Metazoa; Arthropoda; Copepoda; Harpacticoida; Harpacticidae. The record is from RefSeq and is a predicted model, not a curated record.